Messenger RNA from Trematosphaeria pertusa, 2164 nucleotides. Its product is annotated as P-loop containing nucleoside triphosphate hydrolase protein. The record is from RefSeq and is a predicted model, not a curated record. Lineage: Eukaryota; Fungi; Ascomycota; Dothideomycetes; Pleosporales; Trematosphaeriaceae. Bases 57 to 1982 code for a protein of 641 amino acids. Gene Ontology annotation, cellular component: signal recognition particle receptor complex; endoplasmic reticulum membrane. Gene Ontology annotation, biological process: SRP-dependent cotranslational protein targeting to membrane. Gene Ontology annotation, molecular function: signal recognition particle binding; ATP hydrolysis activity; GTPase activity. The transcript has 3 exons.
CUCUUGCGCUCACCCCUCAAGCACGAUUCCCUUCGCACCCCUCGCUCGGCGGCACUAUGUUGGAUACCUUCGAGAUCCUGACCACGUCCGGUGUCGUGCUGUGGUCGCGCACCUAUGUUCCCGUCGGCGCGAAUAUCAUUAACAGCCUCAUCCGCGACGUCUUCAUCGAGGAGCGCAUACAGCCACAGUCUGAGGAUGCGGGCUCGAAACCGACAUACAGGAAGGAGGGUUAUACGCUAAAGUGGACGGCUGCAAAGGAUCUGGGGCUUAUAUUUGUGGCCGUGUACCAAUCGCUCGUGCACUUGACCUGGAUAGACAGGCUCCUCGAUAACGUGCGCGCACUCUUUGUCGGUCUCUAUGGCGAGCAGUUGAAGAAGGAGCAUACCAGCGUGGUAAACUGCGACAAAUUCGGGCCAUAUUUCGAGCGGCAGAUCCAAGAGCUGGAGGGCCAGAGCGAUGCCGCUUCCUCGUCAACUACCGCGCCGAAUGUGAAGCUCACCCCUCCGAGCACCGAUAAUGACAGUGCGGAAGAGAACGCGCCGCAGCCGCCUGUUCUACACAAACCCCAACUGCCGCUCUACGAUACGUCGGUGGAUUCGACUCCAGUUCCUACCCCUGAUACGUCGAGACCGACCACACCUGCGCAGAAUAACCACUUAGUGACUGGGAAGUCGAGACCCGGAGGGAAGCUCUCAAGAAGAGACAGGAAGAAGGCGGCGGCUGUGAACUCGGCCCCGGUAUCGUCAGGCGACGAGGCUACCGCAAAGCGGAAAGGCAAGAGCUCGGCCAAGAGAAACAGAGUGUGGGGAGAAUUCGGUGCUGAAGAGGAGGAUCCGUCCAUGGUGCUAGACUAUUCACGAACAGACAUAAAAGACGACGCUUCAGAGAACGAAGUUCUCGAGGAGAUCAAGCCCGAGACGUGGGGCCGCAAGUCUGGAAACCAGUUUGUGCUGAAGGAUUUAGAUGAGGAGAUGGAUGCCAUAAUAUCAGAACAGAACGCAAAGAAGGGAGGCUCAACAUCAUCGGGCGGAAUUGUCGGAUCUAGCUUGGGUGCGAUAGGGGGACUCUUCAGAAACGUGGUUGGCGGGAAGACACUGACGCAGGAAGACCUCGCAAAGCCCUUAAAGGGCAUGGAGGAGCACCUACUGAAGAAGAAUGUCGCUCGAGAGGCUGCAGUGCGGUUGUGCGAGAGCGUGGAACGAGAUCUCGUGGGCCUGAAGACGAGCUCGUUUACCACGGUCGAAUCUACCAUCCGCACUUCCAUGGAAAAGGCCCUCACCAAGAUUCUCACACCUACCUCAUCUCUGGAUCUCCUCCGCGAAAUCCAGACCACAAACGCUUCCGGUCGCCCAUAUGUCCUCUCUAUCGUCGGGGUGAACGGUGUCGGAAAGUCUACAAAUCUGUCAAAAAUCGCCUUCUUCCUCUUGCAGAACCACCACCGUGUGCUCAUCGCUGCUGCAGACACAUUCCGCUCCGGCGCUGUUGAGCAGCUGGGCGUUCACGUGCGGAAUCUCAAGGAGCUAAGUAAGCGCGAGGGAGGCGAGGUCGAUAUCUUCGAGAAAGGAUACGGCAAAGAUGCCGCGAAUAUCGCUGCCGACGCCGUGACUUACGCAGCGAAGAACGAUUUCAAUGUCGUUCUCAUUGACACAGCAGGCCGAAGGCACAACGACCAGCGUCUUAUGUCUUCUCUCGAGAAAUUCGGAAAGCUCGCCAAACCAGACAAGAUCUUGAUGGUCGGUGAGGCGCUCGUAGGCUCGGAUGCCGUUGCCCAAGCGCGCAACUUCAACGCGAGCUUUGGACCUGGGAGAGGUCUAGAUGGCUUCGUGAUCAGCAAGUGCGAUACCGUGGGCGAUAUGGUGGGCACGUUGGUUAGUAUGGUGCAUGCUACGGGCAUUCCGGUCGUGUUUUUGGGCGUGGGGCAGCAUUAUGCUGAUCUAAGGGGCCUGAAUGUUGGGAGUGUGUGUAGGUUGUUGAUGAGCUAGAGGAUGGAUUUCAGUGGACAUGUGAUACCUGUGGAGCUCUCUCAGAAAUGGCAGAGGAUGGUGCGCUUGGCUUAUUAGCGGCGGUUGCGUUCUAGCCUUUUUUUGUAGACGCUCUCGCUUGCGUGGAGGCACAGGCCGCUUGUAAUGAUUGCGUGUAUGGAAUGAAACUACUUUGACCCUGU